Molecule: messenger RNA, 363 nt
Organism: Apiotrichum porosum
Lineage: Eukaryota; Fungi; Basidiomycota; Tremellomycetes; Trichosporonales; Trichosporonaceae
Gene: RPL43
Product: 60S ribosomal protein L43
Exons: 3
Coding region: 1-363 (120 amino acids)
Biological process (GO): translation
Cellular component (GO): ribosome
Molecular function (GO): structural constituent of ribosome
Source: RefSeq, a predicted model, not a curated record
AUGAGGCUGUACUCGCGAAUCUCCCAGCACCAUUACUCCAUCCUGUCCCAAGGUCCUGGUCCUGUCGUUUGGCUGGUCACCUGUCUCACCAAGCGCACUAAGAAGGUCGGCGUCACCGGAAAGUACGGUACCCGUUACGGUGCCUCGCUCCGUAAGACCGUCAAGAAGAUGGAGAUCACCCAGCACUCCCGCUACGCUUGCCCCUCGUGCGGCAAGAACGCCGUCAAGCGCACUGCCGUCGGUAUCUGGAAGUGCAAGGGCUGCGCCAAGCAGUACGCCGGUGGUGCCUACACCCUCGGCACGCCUUCGGCCGCCACUGUCCGCUCCACCAUCCGCCGUCUCCGUGACGUCGUCGACGCCUAA